This is a messenger RNA of Owenia fusiformis, 1468 nucleotides long. NCBI's taxonomy places the organism in Eukaryota, Metazoa, Annelida, Polychaeta, Sabellida, Oweniidae. The record is from the annotation of a GenBank genome assembly.
CGUUGCUUGGCAACGACUCAAGCUAGAAUUUUGUGUUUGCAGACUCUAUUUUAUCACUGCUGUUUUCACAACAAAAUAACACGUUACACGCGACUCACGAAUUUAUUGUGUAUAAAAACUAUUGGAAUAAUACGCACAAUAUACUUUGAAAGUAAACAAUGACAGACAACUCCAGCAUGGACGUGAUUACUCAGCGUCCAAGGACUCCAAAUGACCAGUACACAGUUCUCACAAAGCAACAAAUAAAGAACAUAUCAAAAACUGCUGAAGCAUCCCCCCACUUCCACAUCACAAAGCCUAAAGUAUUUGAUGACAGGCGAAAAUAUAUGGACAGACAUGCGACGUGUACCAAUCAAUAUCAUCUAAGAGGAAAACCAAUGUCUCAGCCCUAUGACUGGAUAGAUUUCCAGUGGAGUCGAUAUCCAGCUGAAAAGUAUGACACAUGUAGAGAUGGAGCAAGUUUCAGAUGGGGCCCUUCAAAAACAGGUGAAAGAACACUGAGUCACUAUCAAGGUGAAACAAUAGACAGAUAUACAACAAUAGAUAUGUACAGAAGACCUGCCACUAACAACCUCAGCCAAUGUGUCAUGUCCUAUGGUAGGCCCAGCUAUGGCUAUUACACCCAGAGAUACCCAUCCAAAUCAACAUGGUUUGGAGCUUCAACUCCCUUAAACCAAACUAAUGUCCUACAAACAGUGCCACAAAAGACGAAGGAAGAAUAUGACAAUAUUAAUUAUGCCCAACAAUGUGCCAGUAAAUCCAGAGAUGGAAAGUGGCCAGACUAUUCAGAAUACACAGACAAACUCUUACUAAGAUCAAAAACAGAACCUAGAAUAAACAAUUUGGAACAAAAGAAAAGGUAUGUCCAACUAGCAGAAAUAUGUGUGUGACACUCAAAGUAAUGGAACAAUGUGACAGACAUACCUACUUAACAGAAGUGAAUAUGUAUGUCUCGAUAUGGAAUCAGUUAUUAAUAUCACAUGCAAUAUACAAUACAAAACAUGAAAAAUGGAGAUUUAGACUUUACUACAAAUAUAACGAUAUGAGUAGAAAUAUACUUUAUUUCUAGCCAGAAUCCAUUAUUGUCUGUAGGUGACCGAAUCACAUUUCUGAAAUGCAAAUUCUUCGUUGAUUCUGCAGUAACGGGAAAAACGAAAUACUCUAAUGUGUGUGUAUGAUACAUGUGCCAUGUGAUAUAUUUUGAAGUACAGCACAGAAGGAAGUGUGGUAUUUCAAUUAAUAUGAGAUUUUCAUAAUCUUGACUUAAGAUAUCAGUGCUGGACACUGGAUAGUGGAUAUUAAGUCUAUUGACCAUCAAGUCAUGGAAAACUAUAAAACAUUGACAAAAUGGUGGCAUUUUGAGUUGUGUAUCAUAUUUUAUUAAUUUUUAUGUCACCACCAGAAGUGGUGACAUACUGUUAUAGUCUCCAACUUUUUUGUUGAUAGUGUUUGGUGUUCAGUGGUCGGU